GGCUGAAUUCUCUUUUGUCUAUGGGCAGUUUCAGGGGCGCAGAGAUGAACCCCGGCCAUGUGGUCCCGGAGCGCAGCUUUCGCGCGCCGGCGAAGCCGGCGCCGCCGCGGAAGCCGGCAGCGGUGGCGGUUGCUGGUGCCGCUUGGGGCGGCGCCUGUCGCUGCCAUGGCGAGGCGCUGCUACUGGCGCUGGCGCUGCCUCGAGGCGCGCGAGCCGCGCGGGCGGCACGCGGCACACGCAGCUCGCGAAGACGAGGUGCGCCGCCCAAAGGCGAAGAUCGAGGCAUGCCGGUGCCGCCCUCUGCAAAUGGAGGCCUUGCUAUGUCCCUGGACGGAGACCGCGCGAGGGCAGGAGCAGUGGCCCUGUCGCUGCUUGAGCCGUCGGGCGGCCGGAAACGGGAGGAGCAGCAGAUGAAGAAGUUCCGGGAGUGGCUGAAAGAAGGUGGCGUGGAUCUACAGGGCGUGCGCUUCCGACAGUCCGCUGGAGGCUGGGGCCUCUUUGCGGGCCGUGCCUUCCGCGAGGGCGAGGUGGUUUUCGAGGUGCCCCGAGACCUUUGCAUCGAGGUGCCAGCCGCAAACUUCGAGCUGGGGGAGGACGACCUGGUCUUCGCCCGGGCGGCGCGGGAGGAGGACGCGGACGCCCGGCUGUCACCGGAGCAGAAGGAGGCGGUGCUGUCACUGUCUCGGCAGCUGCUGGAGCGGCGGAAGAACAACGAGCCCUACAUGGCAGUGCUGCCAGACCCUCCGGCGCUGCACCCGCUGCAGCUGCGGUGGGCGCCCAAACUGGCGGCGGGCUCUCGCCUGCUGCAGCGCAUGCAUGCGACCAUCCAGGAGCGCGACGAGGCCUGCAUGGAGGAGCUCUUGCCCGUGGAGCGGGUCUGGAAGAGCCGCGCCUGGGCGUUGGGCGCCGUGUGGACCCGCGCCGUGCGGCUCCCCAGCCGCCUGGCCCUGGUGCCCUUGAUGGAUUUCGUGAACCACUGGACCCCCUCCGACCGCACCACCGAGACGUGGUCCUGCUCGUACGAUGUGGCGAAGGACUCGGUGGUGGUACUGGCUGAGCGGCGGAUCUCCAAAGGCGAGGAGCUCACCUUCCUCUAUGGCCACUUCUCAGAUGCCCAGCUGCUGUGCAACUACGGCAUCCCCGUGGGCAGCCCCGGUAGGAACGCCUUCGAUGAGGCGGCCGUGAGUAUUGGGCCCUACGUCCUCAUGUCGUCUCCGGACUCAACGGAAUCGAACCCGGCGGUGCCGGCGCUGGUGUCCGCACGGGCGGCGUGCCUGGCGCGGCACGGCUGGGCCUUGGAGAUUCAGAGGCCCCUGCUCUUCCCGGUGCCGCGGGAGCUGCGGCCCUCUGGAGGUCUCCUGGCGUUGGCGCGGCUGCUGUCCCUCGAGUCUGCGGAGGAGGUGGAAGAGUGGGAGCACAGGAUCUUUUGGAUGGACACCCCAGGCGCCGCGGCGCCCACUUUGCCGCCCCUCACGGAGGAGCGCGCCUGGCGCCGCGUGGCGGCGUGGCUGGAGGAGGCCUUUGCCAGCACCACCCACAGCGCCAGCGACUUCACAGACGAGAUGCGCAGCUGGCCGGAGGAGGUGGAGCGGCAGCUGGCGGAGUCGGUGACCGCGGUGCUGGUCGGCGAGGCCGCGGUGCUGGCGCGCGCCAAGGAAGCGGCGGAGGCACGGGUGAUGCGCGCGUCUCGCCAGCAGGGCAAGGUGCCAAGCGCCUCGGCGUGGCAACGGCGCCAGGCGCGCCGGGGCCGUGCGUGGCAGGCGGACUGGACCGCCGGGCUCGGGCCGCGGGUGAGGCGGGUCGAGCCGUGGGAAGCCGACGAAGCGCGCGAGAAGAGGGGCGAAAGAGGUGACAGCGUCCAGGCCGAAGUCGGAGGCGUGCGCAUGGCUUGCUGGUGCUGUGCUCCAGAACAAGCCCAGGCCGAAAAGCUUCCAGCGGCUCCGAAGCCAGGUCGCUCCAAGGAGCCGGUGACGCCGGCCGGGGGCCUUGCUCGCGCAAAGCGCCGUGAGAAGCCUCGGGGGAUGGUGGUGCUAGCGCUUGGGGAGGAGGCUGCACCGAAAGCGCCGCGCAAGGCCCGCCCCAGCUCCCGGGGCUCCAGGACCAGUGAGGCCCGGAGGCAGAGUGGCACCCGCAAAGCCGGUGAGGAGACCCGGCCUGGCACGCCCAAGAGAACGCCCCGGCACAGCACGGCCGGCACGCCGAGGAAAGAGAAGGAGAACAAGGAGAACAAGGAGAACAAGGAGGAUAAAGAGAAGGAGAGGCGCGAGAAGAAGGAUGCAGAGAAGUCCGAGAAGGAAAGGAAGGACAGAUCCAAGUCCAGAAAGAAGAAGGAGGAGGACAAGGACGCCACGCGAGGCCCCCUGCUGCUCAGGGGAGAUGGAAGCGACAGCGCCCAGGACGUGCGCGGCGCCCUCUUCGAGCUCUCGGCCGCCUUCCAGCGCGGGGACAAGGCGGCGGCGGCCCAGGCGAUCAGCCAGCUGCUUGCUAACCCCAAAGGCCUCCAGAGCCUCACGUCGCUGCCGGGCUUCGAUGAAGCUUCGGCCAAGUAUCUGCAGACCGCCCUCAGCGCGAUGGUGCCGGGCGGCGAUGCGGAGAUGGACCUGGAGAUGUCGGAGGGCUUCGCGGAGCGCAUCGCCUUCCCCGAGGAGUCAGUGCGGCAGAAGGUGGCCAAGGACUGGAGGCAGAUCAAAGAAAGGUCCGCAAACUUGCAGAGGAGUGCGAGUUCCUCGGAGACGGACCCACAGAAGAAGCAGAAUGGCUUCUGGAAGAACCCGAAAGGUAAAAAACCUUCGGAGGAGAAGGACACUCCCAAAUCCGGAACCGCGGAGACAAAGGAGACUGGCAAGGACUUCAACCAGUUGGUGCUCAUGAACGCCGGGAUCAUCGGUGCCAACAUGUCCUUCGUGGGGCCGCUGCUGCGGAGCUUCGACCGCCUGCUGGCAGCGGCGGUGAACCAAAAUCGCGGCGACUUGGAGCUGGCCUGCGACCUCUGCGCGCUUCGGAUCUUCCGGGAAGCCCAGGGGGAGCGGGCGCUGAAGGAGUUCAAGACCUCGAUGCUGGCCUCGGCCCGGGCGCUGCUGCCGGACUGUUGGGGUCCCAGCCACGAGAACGCCUGGAUCGCUGUCUGGGACUGCGUGUGCGAGCAGCUGGAGAAGGCCCUGCCGCUGCCCGCGAAAUAUGCACUGCCGGCCCAGCGCUUCCUGGCAGGCCUCUCCAAGGAGCAACGCCAAGCAGUCGGCAUCCGGAGCUUCGACAGGCUCUUCAAGGAUCAUCCGCAGGUGUCCCAACAUUUCAAGCAGUCGAACAUGCGCCUGGCCUUCAUUGUUGGCAAGGCACUCGACUUCGCAGUGCAGCUCUUCGACGCGCCGGCGAAGGUGGAGGAUGAGAUGACGGCGCUGGGGCUGAAGCACAUCAUGUUCCAGGCGAACGCGCAGCACUGUGGUCCCUGGGUCUCCUCCGUGGCAGCGGAAAUCCAACGCAUCUCCUCCCAAGAGGAGGCGGAGGCCUGCAACUACGCCCUCUGCGUCAUCGGCGGGGUGCUGGGCUAUGCGCUGGAGACCGGCACCACCCCCGUGCUCCAGGCGGUGGUGAAGGAUGAUGCAAAGGCGUUGCGCAAGGCGCUUCAGGCGACGCCCAGGGCUCAGCGCUUCGAGGCGGUGCUAGGCCAAGCGGCCUAG
Effrenium voratum is the source of this 3677-nucleotide messenger RNA. The record is from the annotation of a GenBank genome assembly. Lineage: Eukaryota; Dinophyceae; Suessiales; Symbiodiniaceae.